Messenger RNA from Ricinus communis (castor bean), 703 nucleotides. RefSeq names its product actin-depolymerizing factor 5. Gene Ontology annotation, molecular function: actin filament binding. The record is from RefSeq and is a predicted model, not a curated record. NCBI's taxonomy places the organism in Eukaryota, Viridiplantae, Streptophyta, Magnoliopsida, Malpighiales, Euphorbiaceae. Gene Ontology annotation, cellular component: cytoplasm; actin cytoskeleton. The coding region runs from base 84 to 515 and encodes 143 amino acids. The transcript has 3 exons. Gene Ontology annotation, biological process: actin filament depolymerization; actin filament bundle assembly.
AGUGCCACUCCACUGAACUCAUACCACCUUUCCUAUUUGUUUCUGCCAGUCAGACGAUAACAAACCUUUCAACCUCAACAACAAUGGCGAUGGCUUUCAAGAUGGCAACUACUGGCAUGUGGGUGACUGAUGAAUGCAAGAACUCGUUCAUGGAGAUGAAGUGGAAGAAGGUUCACAGAUUCAUAGUGUUCAAGAUCGACGAGAAGUCGAGGUUGGUCACCGUCGAUAAGGUCGGCGGCCCCGGUGAGGGAUACGACGAGCUUGCUAAAUCCUUGCCUGAUGAUGAUUGCCGAUAUGCUGUUUUCGACUUCGACUUUGUCACUGUUGAUAAUUGCCGCAAAAGCAAGAUCUUCUUCAUUGCUUGGUCUCCAACAGCAUCAAGAAUUAGAGCAAAAAUGCUAUAUGCGACCUCUAAAGCUGGAUUGAGGAGAGUGCUGGAUGGCAUCCACUAUGAACUACAAGCAACUGACCCAACUGAGAUGGGAUUUGAUGUCAUAACAGACAGAGCUAAAUAAUGUGAUUAGCAUUUAAUUACUUAAUAAGCUAAAAUUAAUUAUGUAUUAGCAUCUUACCCCACCCUUUUUUCUAAAUAUAAUAAUUCGAACCAGAUGUGCUUUUAUCUUGUUACUUUCCUUCCCUUUUUGCACUAAUGUAAGUUCAACUUCUAAUAUGUAACAAUAAUUUUAUGUCUUAUGUGUGCUAA